Messenger RNA from Xyrichtys novacula (pearly razorfish), 6389 nucleotides. Lineage: Eukaryota; Metazoa; Chordata; Actinopteri; Labriformes; Labridae. The record is from the annotation of a GenBank genome assembly.
GGACGUGAACGCAUCUCGGCUGCCGUACGGGAAGCUGGUCUGGUCGCGCAGGCUGCAGAGUUGCCCCGAGCAGAAACAGCGAGGCAGCCCCCUUUAGCAACACUUCUGCGAGGACGUCGUCUGCCAGCCAUUACACACUGAAAGGAAACGUGUAGCUUUGAACGUGGAUGGCGACACUUGCAGUUUUGAGAGCUUAUUGAGGUCUCUUUGGAGGAGCCAUCUGGGAGGACGAGGUUCUGGAGCUGCCUCUCCCAGCGCCCCCUUCACUGCACAGGCUCGACAAGAUGUCAGCUUUCUCUGAGGCAGCUUUAGAAAAGAAACUAUCCGAGCUUAGCAACUCACAGCAGAGUGUCCAGACUCUGUCUUUGUGGCUGAUCCACCACAGAAAACACUCGAAGACCAUCGUCAACGUGUGGUUUAACGAGCUGAAGAAAGGUAAGGUCCACAGAAGCGAGCUGGGUACCUUCAACGAACAAAGCUAACAAACCCUUUCAGGUCACUAAUAAGUCACACACAUCUAUGAAUCAUUAGUUAUGGAAGCAGGGUGACAUUUAGCUCCAGUUGAAGCAGUUUCUGAACUUUUAUAGAUGGCUGAAGAUGAAUUUUACAACUUAUGGAUCAUGUUGCUGCACAUUAGCAGCUAAAGCUAACUAACUUUUCUGCAGCGUCCCUCUUUCAGCUUUUCACAUGGUAGCUUAACUCCUUGUAUGAAGCUGCUCUUUCUCAUACUGCAGCAGCCAAAAGGUCCUCUGUAAACCUACCAUGUAGCUGUCUCAGUAUGCGCAGUGUAUGCUAAUGUUAGCUAUUGAAUGUCAGUGGUGUUUGGAUGAUUGAGCUGGAUCCACAUUAGGCCACUUGACCAAAACCCUGCAGUGCUGUUCAAGUGUGUCUCCCUUUACUGUGGCUGUUAUUUAGCACAUUCAUAUUCUGCAAAAUUCCCCACAGCUGCACUAGUAAACAGUAUCUGGCUAUUUACUUGUUUACAGCAUGAACACAAUCUAGUGCACUGUAGUACAACAACUGGAACACAAACUUAGUUUUUUGUUGACAUGCUCAAACAGCUGAUAUUUGCACCUAAUACUUGUCCUUGAAGACACAGUGAGAGGUGGUGAUGAAUUUGAGAGUGCAGUAUUGAAUAGAAUAGAAUAUUCCUUUGUUGAUCCCCCAUGGGGGAAAUUGUUUUGCCACAGCAGCAACACAGACAAAGAAAGUGCAAAAAUGCAGUUAUAAAAAUAAAGAUUGUAAUAUUAAGAACUUAAAUGUUACAAUUAAGAAAAAAUUUAGAGAAGGAAAAAGGGAGAAGAAAAUAAAACUACAUACAAAAUACACAAUUUAAGUACCAGAAAAAAACACUGGAUGAAUGAAUGAAUAAGGAGAUGAACAACAGAUGAUGAGGUAUCAGGAUAGUCAUGGUUAAAUAACUGUACAUGAAUGUUGAAUAUUAAAUAGAUUAAGGUGUGAGUCCAGUUUUAUUACAAUUAACAGUUACAAUUACAAAUUGAAUUACAAUUGAAAUUUGUUCCUAAUAUUUUGUCUCAUUCUUUCACAAGCAAUUGGAGAGCAACAAAACAUUAGGAACAAUAUAAUUUAUUACUAGAAGCUCCCACCACACCGAAUUAUCACCUGUCUGACCAUGUCAACAAAAAACUGAACAUUUAGAAGCUUCCAGAAACUCGGAUUUCAGAUACAGCUGUUGUAGUGGCUCUGCUAGAUCGUGCAAUGUGUAAUGUGCAUGACAUACCUGAUAGGCAACAGCAUAUUUGUGAUAUUUAUGCCCAUUAACUCGCGUGUCUUGCUAGAUAGAAGCUUGGAUACAGACGGAUUAAUAUGUCACAGUCAAAAUAAAACCCAUACUGUCCCAUUAUUGUGACAUAUUUCACCAUCUUGCAUAUUCUUCCAGAAACAUUGGGAUGUUAUUCAUGCAGAGUUAUGCUGCUUUUAUUCUUUGGCUCUUUACUAUCUUGUGUUUGUAACCAAAUUUAACAGCAAAAUGCCUGGCUCCAGUAAAAGAAACAGAAAUAAGGUGCUUUAUUUGUGGUUAAUACUGGCACACUACUCCUGUGGGUGCUGGUCAACAAGCUAAUGAAAUCUCCAGUGGGUGUUGUAUUUUUGGAUGCUGUCUGUGGGCUUCAAUGAGUGUGAAUCUCUAAUGACAGAGUGAACGGAGAAGGCAGCGCUGUGAUCUGUCCAAAACAACAAAUGCACAUGCACCAAUAUUUGCACAGUCUUUGUGACUCAGUGUUUGUUGCAGGUGGAGUUUGUUGUUAUUUUUGAGAGGUGUGUAAAGCUAAGACUAUGACAUACUAUUUGUAAUUUGGUAUUUUUGCCACCUUAUCUUUUCUCAUAUGAUAAAUAAAGUCAGGUAUAUCCUUGCAGGUUUACUAAUCAGCCCAAAAGGUCUCAUGUAGGGGACUGAACUCUCCCUUUUCACUGUUCUCCUUAAGUUUAUUCUUGUACGCUUUAACCCCACAUGUCACUGUUUAAAGAAUUAAACAUGUCUGUGUACAUAUGCAUGCUUGCAGCUCAGGUGUCACGCAAGCUUACCUUCCUCUACCUGGCAAAUGACGUCAUUCAGAACAGCAAGAAGAAAGGACCCGAGUUCACCCAAGACUUUGCACCGAUCAUCGUUGAUGCAUUCAAACAUGUUUACAAGUAAGUGUUGACUGUUAAAAUGAUCAAUCAGGAUUCAUAAAGCAUGAAACUCAAAGUGAUUAAUUUACAGUCUUUCUGUAAAGUGGUCGUGUUUUCUUCUCCAGAGACGGCGAGGAAGGCUGUAAGAAACAGCUGGGUCGAGUUUUGUCCAUCUGGCAGGAGAGAGCGGUGUAUGAAAACAACCUGCUGAAUCAGCUCUCACAAGUGCUGGGUAAGUUUAAUGAUCUUUACCUGCAUGGGCCCAGAAACUGUGCUGAACUCUUAGAUGAGUCUGCAGAGGUGUUUUGUGACAGCUAACCUGCUCAUCUGCUGGUUUAAACAGCUGGGGCUCCACAUUGAAAGACUAGACUGUGUUUGAGGGCAAUACAUGGCUUAUUUAGGAAGUUAAAGGACGGCAUUUGACCUGGGAUUAAUCGUAAACACUGUCAUAGAUAUCCUAAUGACAGGGCUCACAGUGCAAGGAUGUAAGCUAUGAAACAGGAUUUUUUUAAAGUGAUGUUUUUUUUUUCUUUUGUUGUUAAUCCCAGAUGGAGAAAAAAAGGCAAGGAAGAGGUCAUACGAGGCAAUCCAACCAGAUGAUGAGGACUUUGCUACUCGGAGCUCUCCGGCUGAGCCCCCACAGGUGCAGGAUUAGAUAAUCAGUGGAGCUAUUAAUAAAGGGCUCUGAGAUAAAUACGUGUCCUAUAAUUGUUACAGCUGCCUCCUUGUGAAUAAGUAUCAUGGCACUGGUUCCAUUUCCCUCUUUAUCACCAGCAUAAAUGCAUGUAAAAUACAGUAUUUUCCAGAUAUCACUCAUGCCUCAUUCAAUCUACCUCUCUCAUCUUCUCUCUCGCCCCUCCUUGAUCAUCACCCCCUCCACCUCAGACAGCAGACUUAAUCCGAGCUCUACAAGAGCUGGAAAACGCAGCCUCCAACGACUCCGUGCUGCGUCAGCGCAUCUCCUCCCUUCCUGCUGAGGUGCUAGACACGUCACUGCUUCACAGAAUCACAGGUAAGAGGUGGGACACAGCACAUUUUUAGCUGUAUAGUUACAAAGGAGUGGGUUUUCUACAGCUCAUGAAACCAUGAAUUCAACACAGUUGCAUUACGCACUCUUUCUGCUCUCUAUGUGCUCUCUAUGCUUUAGAUAAGGAGUCAGGAGAACGUCUCUCCCGACUGGUGGAGGAAGCCUGCAUGCUGCUUGCAGACUACAGCGGCCGCCUGGCUGCAGAGAUUGACGAUCGAAGGCAGCUAGCGCGCACGCUAACAGUGUUCCUGCAGAGCCAGAAGGAUGGCCUUGUCCAGAACGAGCAGAAACUGGAAGUGCGUACAAUACCUUUUUUUUACCCUCCAAUAACUGUGUGCUUGUGCUUUAUCAUGUGUUCGCCUCAUUAUUUAAUCUCAGUUUGUCUGUGUCUCUUCGUGCUCUCACGUCUUUGUCAACCUUUUCAAAUAUUUGUUUUUGUGUAUUUCAGCGUACUGCAAACUCGAGUGUCAGGUCUGCUAGCAUAACAAACAGAUUCGUAAUUAAACUCUUAAAUUAGGACAGCACAUAUUAAUCAAGGUGUAGUUCAUGGUCAUUAAACACAUCAUAACUGAGUGUGUAAACAGGUAGGUCUUUAUCAUGAAAGUCUCCCCUCAUUUUUUUUCCUUCUUAUAAUUUCCCACAUUUGUGUUGACAUUAACUGUCCAGCUUUUAUUCACAGGGAACCAAGAGGACAACGUUUUUCAUAUUGUAUCAUAAACUGUAAUAAAAAUAAUGAAAAUAAACAAUAAAACAAUUUUGUGAGUGCUUUUAUUUUGCUUUAACCUGGAGCUUUAGGUGGUUUGUACACAUGUAUAAUUUUCCAGUUUUAAAUAAGGUCUUUUUAUCAUAUGGACUAACAGCUCUGGUUAGACUCUCAGCUUAAAGUUGAAUUAAUUUCCGGCUCACAGAAAAGCCUCUAAAAUAAGGAGAAUUAAAUUGGAAAAAAGUAUGUUCUGGGAGUGUUGGAUAAUUUCUUUUUAGAAAUUAUGUUGAAUACAAAGCCUCAAAUAGCUCAAAGAAAUGUGUCUAUACGUACAGCGUACCUCAACACUAUGAUCAAGAAGUUGAAACCAGACUAGGAGAGGAAAGAUGUUUUUUUUUUUUUUUAACAGACAUUUCUGAAGUUUGGUUAUUGAUCUUUGCAGAGAGUCAAUGAAGUUUAAAAAUUCACUAACAGGCUAGUGAAGAGAUGCAGAUUUUUAGUUUCUGUACUUUUCUCUCAGCUCCAAACAGUACACUAAACCUUAAUACUGACACAAAAUUAUUUAGAGUUCUCAGUUUUGUCAGGUUGAAGAUGUUUUUUAUUUGAUUAACUUUUAUUUUUCAAAAUAAAAAUAAGAUGUUAUUAAAGAUGUUUCAAGUUCAGCUUAAACUUAAAAAUAGGGGUGUUUUGUUUUGUUAAAUAUCACCUUGCAUUCAGUGGUUUGAACAACUUAGGUAUAUUAGUAAAAACAUCUUACACUGGUAAAAAAGUUACUGUAAGGAACCAACUUAAUAUGCAUCUGAUGGAAAUAUACAGCUAGAAAUUCAACCGUAGACAUAAGGACACUCCGACCAACACCACAGUCUGCAAUGAAGAAUCGAAACCAUGUUUUUUUCCCCCCCCUUUUUUCUUUGACUCCUACUUCAUCCUGUACUAUCCAUCAGGUUCAAUAAAUGAAGAAAACUAUAAACUCUCUAAACUCCAAAAGAGAUUUGACCUCUUGUGCACCUUUUCUCCUUCUUUCAGGAGUACAAGCGGAAACUGGCGAGGGUGACCCAGGUCCGAAAAGAGCUGCGGUCACGUCUGAAUAAUCUUCCAGGAGGACUCUACAAUUCUUCAAACUGACUGGACCUGAUUUCUGACUCUCCUCACUGUUGUCAACUCUUUACUCCGCAAAGCAUCUGUGUCUCCUGUGUGGUGACCCGUGGCUCUUGUUCUGUUCCCGGUGGAUUAUUUAUACUUGUGUGUUCCUUAUCAGUCCUCUUAAUUCUCCAUCUGUGAGCUCAUGUCUUUGUGUGGGUUGUCAUCAGUACAUUAUACUGAUCUGAUGCAGGCCCCUCAUAUCUCCACCCUUGUCCGUUAACUUUUACAGAUUUAACAUCGUGUGGAUAAUGCUGGUGUGAUAUUUUUGUAUUUAUAGUGACAUAAAAUAAUGCACCAGAAUGUAUCCCUUUAGUGUGACCAUUUGUAACACUUAACAGUGUUUUGGGCUGCUUUUUUUUUUUGCAAGUACAUCUUUCUGAUUUUUGGUUAUAGAUCAUUGCAGUAUUUUUCUAAGUUGGACUUAUGUUUUUGUGCAGAAAAAGGUGAAGUUUUGAAACCACUUUCAGAAGCAUAGUUAAAGCCACAACCUUACAGCUCAUCAAAAUAUGUUAUUACUCUUUGUUUGCAAGGUUGGUGGGUGUACAUAUUCAAAUUUGCAUGUAAAUAUGAUGGGGUUUUAUCUGUAGGUACUCAUGAUUGGUAAUCACUUCAUGGAUUGCCAAAGGAUCAUUCAGACAUUUACAGAGGGUCAUCUGAAUGUCAGUGUCUACAGUUUUUCACACCACCAUGUUGGUGAAAUAACAAGCGGAGGAGGCUGUUGUAGCUGUCAUUCAUAUCCUUUCAGUCGACUGAAUGCUGCGCAGAGCCCUCGUAUAGCUUUAUAGAUGCCCCAAAUUUCAAAGCCAGAUUUAAGCUUUUUGUUUAUGUACAUAUGGAGCUCGUUCUGUUCAGAACCAAAUAAACAGGAAAGGCACAAAUACAAAA